AUGUUUUCUGAAAGUUGUCAUACUAAAAUCAACAAAUAUAGAACAAAUCUUAAUUUAAAAAUUGCUAUUGAAAGAUUGAAUAAUAAUAAAACUUUUCAUGCUUUUGAAAUUCAUAAUAAAAGUAGCAUUGCAAUGUAUAAAUCUAAUCAUGGAAUUAUAUCAAGAGCAAUAAAAUCAAUUAAAAAAACUA
Messenger RNA from Racocetra persica, 190 nucleotides. Lineage: Eukaryota; Fungi; Glomeromycota; Glomeromycetes; Diversisporales; Gigasporaceae. The record is from the annotation of a GenBank genome assembly.